This is a messenger RNA of Chrysochloris asiatica (Cape golden mole), 1289 nucleotides long. RefSeq names its product hepatic and glial cell adhesion molecule (gene HEPACAM). The coding region runs from base 27 to 1289 and encodes 420 amino acids. The transcript has 7 exons. The record is from RefSeq and is a predicted model, not a curated record. NCBI's taxonomy places the organism in Eukaryota, Metazoa, Chordata, Mammalia, Afrosoricida, Chrysochloridae.
CUAAUUGUCUGCACCAGAGCUGGAGAAUGCCACCCAAAAUGAAGAGAGAAAAGGGAGCCCUAACCAGAGCCUCCAAUGUCCUGCACCUCACUCCUUUUGUGUACCUUCUUCUGAUCCAUACAGACACCCUGGAAGGAGUGAACAUCACCAGCCCAGUGCACCUGAUCCAUGGCACUGUGGGGAAGGAGGCCCUGCUGUCCGUGCAGUACAGUAGCACCAGCAGUGACAGGCCUGUUGUGAAGUGGCAGCUGAAACGGGACAAGCCAGUGACCGUGGUGCAGUCCAUUGGCACAGAGGUCAUUGGUACUCUGAGACUUGACUAUCGAGACCGCAUCCGGCUAUUCGAAAAUGGCUCCUUGCUUCUAAGUGACCUGCAGCUGUCUGAUGAAGGCACGUAUGAAGUUGAGAUCUCCAUCACCGAUGAUACCUUCACUGGGGAGAAGACCAUCAACCUCACUGUAGAUGUGCCCAUUUCAAGGCCACAGGUGGUAGUGACUUCGACCACUGUGCUGGAGCUCAGUGAGACCUUCACCCUGAACUGCUCACACAAGAAUGGCACCAAACCCAGCUACACUUGGUUGAAGGAUGGCAAGCCUCUCCUCAAUGACUCGCGCAUGCUCCUGUCCCCCAACCAAAAAGUGCUCACCAUCACCCGAGUGCUCAUGGAGGAUGAUGACCUAUACAGCUGUGUGGUGGAGAAUCCCAUCAGCCAGGGCCGCAGCCUGCCCGUCAAGAUCACAGUGUACAGGAGAAGCUCCCUCUAUAUCAUUUUGUCUACAGGAGGCAUCUUUCUCCUUGUGACCUUGGUGACAGUCUGUGCCUGCUGGAAACCCUCUAAGAAGAAGAAGUGGAAGAUGGAGAAGCAAACCUCCCUGGAAUACAUGAAUCAGAAUGAUGAUCGUCUAAAACCAGAAGCAGAAACCCUAGCACGAAGUGGAGAGCAAGAGCGGAAGAACCCCAUGGCUCUCUAUCUCCUGAAGGACAAGGACUCCCCCGAGCCUGAGGAAAACCCUACCCCGGAGCCUCGGAGUUCCACAGAGCCAGGCCCGCCUGGUUACUCAGUGUCUCCAGCCGUAGCAGGUCGCUCACCCGGGCUGCCCAUCCGCUCCGUCCGCCGCUACCCGCGAUCCCCAGCACGCUCCCCUGCCACUGGUCGGACGCACACAUCACCACCCAGAAACCCCAGCUCUCCUGGUGGCUCGCGCAGCACCUCGCGUACACUGCGGACUGCCGGCGUGCAAAUAAUCCGCGAGCAAGACGAGACCAGUCCAGUGGAGAUCAGCGCUUGA